This is a messenger RNA of Triticum aestivum (bread wheat), 1238 nucleotides long. Its product is annotated as auxin-responsive protein IAA30. The record is from RefSeq and is a predicted model, not a curated record. Gene Ontology annotation, cellular component: nucleus. NCBI's taxonomy places the organism in Eukaryota, Viridiplantae, Streptophyta, Magnoliopsida, Poales, Poaceae. The transcript is spliced from 3 exons. Bases 175 to 1092 code for a protein of 305 amino acids. Gene Ontology annotation, biological process: regulation of DNA-templated transcription.
AUACCACGCCGCUUCCGGCAAGAGGGAGCCAUACUCUUUUGUAGCCAUCCUCCCGUCUAUUUGUGCUCUGCUCACAAGCCAAGCCCAAGCAGCAGCAGACACGCGAAAGCAAACUCACAAGGAGCGAAGAAGAAACCCAGCUAGGAGCGUCUGGUGCAUUGGAGCAGGAGACCAAUGGCGGGCCUCGGGUUCGAGGAGACGGAGCUCCGGCUCGGCCUGCCAGGCGGCGGCAACGAGGCCGAGGAGGCGGCCGCCGCGGUGAGGAGCUCCGGCAAGAGGGGCUACGCCGAGACCAUCGACCUCGUGCUGAAGCUGGAGCCUGCGUCGGCGGCCGCGCCGCCGUCUGGGGACGACGAGGAAGUGGCCGACGGUGUCGCGGAGGCGCAGCCGCCGUCUCCGGCUGCUGUCGACGGGCAGUUGAAGCGGUCGCCGAGCCAGAGCAGCGUGGUCACCACCGCGCAGCCAGACGCGGACCCCGAGAAGCCGCGCGCGCCCAAGGCGCAGGCGGUGGGGUGGCCGCCGGUGCGGUCGUUCCGGAGGAACAUGCUGGCGGCGGCGCUGGUGAAGGUGAGCAUGGACGGCGCGCCCUACCUGCGCAAGGUGGACAUGGGCACCUACAAGAGCUACCAGGAGCUGGAGAGGAUGUUCAGCUCCUUCACCAUCGGCAACACUCCGACUCAGGGGAUGACGGGCAUGAACGAGAGCAAGCUGGUGGACCUGCUCAGCGGCUCCGACUACGUGCCCACCUACCAGGACAAGGACGGCGACUGGAUGCUCGUCGGCGACGUCCCCUGGGAGAUGUUCGUCGCGUCGUGCAAGCGCCUCCGGAUAAUGAAAGGAUCAGAAGCCAUCGGCCUCGGUCGGUGCCCUCUUAAUUUUCAGAUUUACGUUUGCAUGCUCGAUGGCCGUUUGCUAACUCCCUUUGUCUUACGGUUUUUCAGCGCCAAGGGCAAUGGAGAAAUGCAAGAGCAGGAGCUGAUCGACGUAGUGUCCAUUCCAAGAUUACGACUCUGCUUGCCCCCACUCUGUACCAUAAUAUACUACUGCUACUUCGCUACGAUCCGGUCAAAGUUCCGUUAUCGCCUCGAUUAGUUCACUACUAUCUGUAUAAGUACGUAUGUUCCAACUUGUUGUCAUUUAUACAAUGUAGUAUAGUAUGUAUACGUGAGAAAGAUGUCAUCGGCAUGUCACUGUUUACGCACUACAGUAGUCAAUAUAUGCCUUGUCAUUUCCGUUUA